Molecule: messenger RNA, 2867 nt
Organism: Trematosphaeria pertusa
Lineage: Eukaryota; Fungi; Ascomycota; Dothideomycetes; Pleosporales; Trematosphaeriaceae
Product: WLM-domain-containing protein
Exons: 3
Coding region: 1-2607 (868 amino acids)
Source: RefSeq, a predicted model, not a curated record
AUGCAGUUAAUGUCCGUUCUCUUCGUCCUUCUACAGACCGCCCUUGCUCUACCGAACGUGCCGCGCAUACCACCACUACCACCCAGCCAACUCUACAUCGCAGACACAGGCGUAGGCCACCGCAGCACCCCCGUAACCCGCUGGCGGACAUCUCUGCGUCGCCUUGACACCGAUGGCACCAAUGCCGCCAAACUCCGAGAAUUCGGUCCCACAGGAUCCCCAGGCUCGCCACCGGAACCCAUCGGCGCGUAUGCCAUGACGUCCAACCCCUCGACGCAACAGCUGUACAUCGCUACCGGUGAAGGCAUCAUCCGCACCGAACUCGACGGCUCAAAUCCCACACCCAUCAUCAACGAAAGCGCAAGCGCACUCACGAUUACCAAAUCCGGGACACUGUACUACGGGACUCAGACUACAGGGCUGAUCAAGCGCGCGGACCUGGAUGGAAAGAACGCGGAAGUCUUCCUCAACGUCUCCCAAGGCAUGAACUUUAUCGGCAACCCGCCGUCUUAUUCAUACUCGAACAGCUGGCCAUCCGGUCUCGCCGUCGACGAGGAAAGCCAGCUCGUCUACUGGAGCGCAAAUCGCGACCUCGAAGCGGGCUCGAUCCGGCGGUAUCCUCUCCGCCCGGUGCCGUGUCUGCAGAGCCAGUGCGAAGAGCUGCUUGUUGAUUGGAUAAGUUCGCCGGGCCAAUUGCGCAUCGUCGACUCGCAUCUCUACUGGGCUGAAGAAGGCCGCUGGUACAAUUCACCCACGUCUCUCAAGCGCGCUAAAUUCCCCACUACGCGAGUCAGCGGGCCUGGGGCAGUACCUGUUCAUACUCUGAUCCACUCCAAUCAGAGCAAAGUCUUCUUCGAGGCAGAUAUGACGGGGGAGGUGGACACGCUGAAGAUUACGAGCUUUGCGGUAGAUGAGCGCACGGGACGGUUGUGGAUGGUUUUGAUGAGCGGGCUGAGGACCAUGUUUGGGAAGGUGGUGGAGCUUGUGGGGGGUGCGGAUGCGGAUGGAGAUGGGCUGCUGGGGGUGCUAAAUGUAAAUGUUACGGAGCAUAUUUUAGGGGGCAGAAUAGUCUACUCAAGAUUCACCACUUUUGAGCCCCCGCCUAGGUUGAGCGGCGGGCGCCCUUCGUGGCUUGCUUCUAGCUCUUCUCUCGUUGAAAACCCACCCCAACCGUACGCCACCCGCCUCUGCCGAACCGCCCGACGAAAUUCGACUGCGCGCCUGCCCACAAUGCCCCUCGGCUUCGAGCGCAUAAACGAGCGCACGCAGCGCCCCAAUGCCCUUAUAAACUUCAUCAAGCCCCUCCCGGGCUCGGCCGCUGAGGUCGCCGAGAACAUCCUCAACCGCGUCGCCGCUGUCUGCUACCCGUUCAUGAAGUCGCACAUGAUCCUCGUACAAGCGCUCGAAGAGUUCCCCUACAACACCGAGUUCGUCGGCCGCAACUUUAAUGCAGGAGAAGUGAUACAACUAGUGCUGAGAGACCGGCAUGGGCGGUGGCUGCCGCAACGGAUGGUGGAGAUGGUCAUGGUCCACGAGCUGGCGCAUUGCAAGCAGAUGAAUCACUCCGAGGCCUUUUGGAAGGUGAGGGAUGCGUAUGCGGUGGAGCUAAGGGUGCUGUGGGCGAAGGGGUAUACUGGGGAGGGUUUGUGGGGACGGGGUAGAAACCUGGCGAACGGCGCUGUGCAGCGGGAGAGCGUGGACCCGGGAGAUGUGCCAGAGCACCUUUGUGGUGGAACGUAUGGCAGGAGGUCUAAGAAGAGACGGCGAGGUGGCAAGACGAAGGAGACACUGUCCUAUGCAGAGAGAAAGCAGCGGCGCAUUCUGAAGAAAUUUGGCGCGGGCGGCCAGGCGCUAGGAGCGGACGACGGCACCAAAGUCAAACUCGAGGGAGGUGUUGCGAAGAAAGGAAAGCCCAAAGUGGCUGGGAGUGCGCGUGGCAGAGAGCUCAGAGCCGCCGCAGCGCUAACACGCUUUGAAACGGUCAAGAAGGAGCCUGAGGUGAAGAAAGAAGAGACGCCAUCGGAUAGCGAGACUGAGGACGAGGAUACUGGCGGAGAGGAUGCUGCCAUUGACGUCGACGGCACCAAGAUGACAGACGACAAGGGUCGCGCUCUGGUCAAGAUCUGUGAAGAGGAAGACGACAAGGACGAGGAUGCAAUGAGGGAGCUUGCGGAGAUUGAAGGUUUGGGAGCUCCCAGGACGAAAACGAAUAAAUCCCUUCAGCCCCCUUCCGGAGCAUCUUCGCAGCCCAAGAAACCCGCAGAUCCACCGCCAGCGCCCGCAAAGGAAGCAAAGAAACCCGCCCCAAGCGGCUCUGCCCCCUCCCGCUCUUCAGCACACGUCGUACGCCUCGACGAAAUAUACAAGCGACGCCCCUACUCUCCUCCAGAACCACAAACUGCACCCACCAGAGUCGCCUGCGCCAUCUGCUCGCUGAUCAACGAACCGGCCUCGAUCACAUGCAUGGCGUGCUCUAACGUGCUGAACCCACUUCUGAUGCCGAACCACUGGAAGUGUAGAAGCGCGGCAUGCAAAGACAGUAACUACGUCAAUUCCAGCGACGCCGGCAGGUGUGGAAUCUGUGGGGCUGCAAAGACGGCAGAAUGAACAGUGGUACGAUAAGAAACGAAGUUAAUGCGUACAUGGUUACGAAGGCGCAAUUGAAGCAAGUCUAGGAUGACUGGCGAAUGGCUGACUUGCGGACUGGGUGGAUUAGUGCUUGAUACACCGGGUUUUGUCCUGGCGCAAUAUACUUCUUCGUGAGUGAUUAGCACUUGAGCAUAACUGGGUAAUAGUCGGAAUCGCAUCAUCCACUGGAUCUAACUAGCUUUGUGAGCUUAACUUAUGUUUCUUUGCUUGAGUAUACG